AUGGCGAGAGGUCUAAGCAACUCUUGUUCCUCCGAUGGCGAUGAUCAUUUCAUCAGCUUGAUGCGCCUGUUCAACAAAGACAAGGAGCAUGCACAUGACCGCAGGAUCUCCUUUCCAAGUUGGAUUAAGAAAUACUGCGACUACUCUCACAUCAAAUACACGCAAGCUGGAGUCCAUGAUCUGAGCGAUCCCAAACUUGAAGUUCAGAGAAAGAUGGGUAUCCUGAUCAACAAGGUGUGGACUGUUGAGAUGAAGGAUCCCAAUCACCUUGCUCAGUACUGCGCCUUUAAGAGCAUCAAGGAGCUCAGCUCCUACAUUGAUGUCAUCGUCCCAGAUAUCGUUUACCAGGCUGCCUUUGUUACGCAGAACUACUUCCUGGUGCCCGAUUCCUACUUCAACAGCCACGACGGCAAUCUCAUUGAACCACCCAAGACACGAUAUCUCGACUUCUUCCAAAGCAAGGAUCGAUACGAACAUCGCAUGCUCGACAUUGAUGGUAUUGAGCCAAUCAAAGUUUUGAGUACUUAUCACAAGGAUGAAAACGUUCGGCAGUUCGUCAACAAUGUCGCACAGCUUUGCACGAAGCCAACCUUUAUCCUUGCGGUCAACCAAACCGUUUCUAUGCCUGGCGAGCCAGGCAACAUCUCGCCUCACGCGUUUAUCCUAGCACAUGCUGUUCAGAUACUUCUUUUCGCCCCUCAGGAUUGGGACCCUGAUCGCAUCUACACCAGAGAUCAAGGCGCCUACGCUCAUCGGUUUCCGACACCCGAAACAAUUGGAGGUGGCACGGCGCCCGCUGUCGCUGGACUCUUCUCCAUGGAAGACCUCUACCGCGCGGUUUUACUUUUCUACUACUUGCUCAAACGACGAAGCGCAUCGAAAUGGAUCACAAAGACUGCCCCAACGAGUUCUUCUAAUGCUGAGGUUCCAGGUUAUCACUGUCCUACCUCCCCAACAAUGAAUCCAGGCCUACCUAAGGUUACUACUGCGCCACUGUCAGAUGGCGAGUCCGGCAACUCUAUGGCUAACACCCAUUCUGAUCAACAGACGUCUUUCGUGGAUGGGGAUGCACCUGAAGCUCUAGGUGAGCCGCAGCCGAUUAAAGGGCUCGACACGGUCAAGAUCAACACAAUCUUGGUAGAGUCCUCGACAACUACGCGCCCUAAACGAAGGAUUGCUGCGCGCCAAAGGGAGCUGCACAGACCUGAAAUGCAUCCACUUCUUGAAUGGGAGCUGAAGUUUGAAGUCACUCGUGCCAAGAAACUCCAUGCUCAGCCGGACUUCGACAAACUCCUCAAGAGAGCUCGUGAGACCGAAACGCAGGUCACCUUCUCUCUCCAAGGGCCCAAUAUUCCCGCCCUAAUGAGACAUCAGGUUGAUUCGACACCAGGUACUGGUGAUAUGCCACCUACUAUUGUCAUCGAAGAAUGCGACUUCCAGGAAGAAAACCCUAUUGCUUGUCAUGUUGCCAAGAUCAUGCCCAAAGUCUCGGAAAAGGUGUGCAACCAGACAGAUGAAGAGAUGCUAGAACACCGCAAGGCACUCUUGACCUGCUUCGAUUGGCGCAAUAACUCUACUCUGAAGUCCGAUAAGCCUUUCAUCAAGAGACUCAAGGAUCCGAACGUUCCAAGGUCACAGAUUGAGGACGAUACCAGCCCCGAUGUGAUCACCAUGGUCAAGUGUACGACAUGGUCUACAAUGAUGAAAGCUGUGGUGUUCAUCUGUUCUACAUGCAGAACCGAUUGGACAGGAGUUCCCAUCAUGACGCGAGCGCUAGAUUUGGCUAUCAAGUACUGCAAGGACAAAAAGGAACGACUUCUUGUGUAUGUCGAAGACUCGUGGAUCCAGUGUAUUCUUGUUGCCCUGUUUGUCACGGCCGGAUUCGAUGUCGGCACUGUCCGCUCUUCGGAUGGGGCAGUUGAGACUAGUCGUAUCAUUCGAGAAUGGAACAACCCUCACUCUGGCCUGGAGAUAUUUGUAGCUAAUGUCGACACCAAGGUGAUGCAUGCGGAUAUGCAAAAGUGCUGCUCCAAAGCUCUGAUCUUGGAUUGGCCGCUUGAGCCAGAGCGUCUUCUUCGGACCAUAAACCACAUGGUCAAGAACAGGCUGAACUUCAGAGAACCAGCAAUGGUUCACAUACUCAAGCUUCGCUGCAGCCACCAUGAUGAAAUUGAGAGGAUUUGCUGCACCAAAUGGGCAAUACAGCUGUCGAAGGACAUCAACCUCCAUGAAUGGAUGACAGGUGCUGUCCGUGAGGUUUGCAUCUUUGAGAUGAUCAAAACUGCGUGGCAUCAGGGAUUCAACCGCUAUGCUUGGGUAGUCAUGCAUGACAUGGGAAGGCAAGACUACGACGGGGGCUCCAUGACACAUCACGAUGGCAUCGCCCCUCGCCUGGGUCAUGUCUUCUCCAUCGCUGCCAAGCUGAUGCUCAACUUCCCCAAGGACAAGGAGUUCUGGGCUGAUAGCGAAGAGGUCCUUGUCGCAGGCUGCUUUCGCUUUUUAAGGGUCAUUGACUCUGACUUUGAAAAGGGAAUUGAUAGGCUUGAGGUCCAACUGAGCUACACGCCGGAAAGGUUGAGGGAAAACUGUCUCUUGGCAUUUGAGCAUUCGAUAGGCUUCAUAUGCCACCAACUGGAACAUGCUUAUGUAUAUGGAGAUGAUAGCUAUCACGAACGGAAUGAACAGUUGCGUCUUGGUGUUGAGGCCAGAGCUCGGGGUGAGGUCAGCGCUUGGUCUGAUGAUGCGGAGAGUCAGGCUGUGGAACAAGACCCCGGCGUUGAUGCUGAGGCAGAUGGAGAUGAGGAGUCAGAUCAGGUUGAUGAGACUAGCUCGAAGCGCAAGGCUGGCGAUGAUGAUGAGGGUGGCGCGAAGAAGCAAAAGACAAGCGCCGCUUAG
Messenger RNA from Fusarium subglutinans, 2895 nucleotides. RefSeq lists its product as uncharacterized. Bases 1 to 2895 code for a protein of 964 amino acids. Lineage: Eukaryota; Fungi; Ascomycota; Sordariomycetes; Hypocreales; Nectriaceae. The transcript has 6 exons. The record is from RefSeq and is a predicted model, not a curated record.